GGCUCCUCCCUUGGCGGGAAAAAGUCUCGGGUUUUCGCGCCAAGGGCCUUGGAGACGCUGAGCACAAGUGACUUCUCGCCCAAGGAAAGAAUCAUCGUCUCCUGUCGCCAUGGCUCUCCCCACGGCAGCCACGCUGGAUGACGCGGAGCUGCGAGAGGCUCAACGAGACUACCUGGACUUCUUGGACGACGAGGAGGAUCGAGGAAUUUACCAGAGUAAAGUCCGCAACAUGAUCAGUGACAAUCAGUACCGUCUGAUUGUGAAUAUCAAUGACCUCCGAAGAAAGAAUGAAAAAAGAGCCAGGCGUCUGCUGAACAGUGCCUUUGAAGAGAUGGUGGCAUUCCAGCGUGCCCUGAAGGACUUCGUUGCUUCUAUUGAUGCAACCUAUUCGAAGCAGUAUGAAGAUUUUUACAUUGGGCUUGAAGGCAGUUUUGGUUCCAAACAUGUGACACCUCGGACGUUGACAUCACAGUUUCUCAGCUGCAUUGUCUGUGUGGAGGGCAUUGUUACAAAAUGCUCCUUGAUACGCCCAAAGAUAGUCCGCAGUGUACAUUACUGCCCUGCUACAAAGAAAACUAUAGAGCGCCGUUAUACAGACAUGACAUCCCUGGAAGCGUUUCCUUCCACGGCUGCUUAUCCCACUAAGGAUGAAGAAAACAAUCCUCUUGAAACAGAAUUUGGCCUGUCUACCUACAAGGACCAUCAGACCAUCACAAUUCAAGAGAUGCCAGAAAAAGCACCAGCUGGACAGCUCCCUCGCUCCGUAGACAUCAUUUUAGAUGAUGACUUGGUGGACAUGGUGAAGCCAGGGGAUCGAGUGCAGGUCAUUGGGACGUUUCGCUGCCUCCCUGGGAAGAAAGGGGGGUACACUUCAGGAACAUUUAGGACUAUUUUGAUUGCUUGCCAGGUGAAGCAAAUGAACAAGGAAGUUCAGCCUGAAUUUUCUUCCAGUGAUAUUAACAAAAUUAAGAAAUUCAGCAGAAGCCACCCAAAGGAUGUGUUCGACCAGCUCUCCAGGUCUCUGGCUCCCAGUAUCCAUGGGCAUGAAUAUAUCAAGAAGGCCAUUCUGUGCAUGCUUCUGGGAGGUGUGGAGAAAGUGCUGGAAAACAGAAGCCGUCUCAGAGGAGACAUUAACAUCCUGCUCAUUGGUGAUCCUUCUGUGGCAAAGUCUCAGUUGCUCCGUUACGUAUUGUGUACAGCUCCCCGGGCCAUCCCAACGACAGGCAGGGGCUCUUCCGGGGUUGGUCUGACUGCUGCAGUCACCACAGAUCAAGAAACUGGGGAACGCUGUCUCGAGGCAGGUGCCAUGGUUCUGGCUGAUCGGGGUGUGGUUUGCAUUGACGAAUUUGAUAAAAUGUCUGAUAUUGACCGUACAGCUAUCCAUGAGGUUAUGGAGCAAGGCCGUGUUACCAUUGCCAAAGCAGGCAUUCAGGCUCAGCUCAACGCACGCUGCAGCGUCCUGGCAGCUGCCAAUCCAGUGUAUGGCAGAUAUGAUCAGUACAAAACUCCCAUGGAGAAUAUUGGCCUUCAAGACUCUUUACUGUCUCGCUUUGACUUGCUUUUCAUCGUUUUGGAUCAAAUGGAUCCAGAACGAGAUAGAGAGAUCUCAGACCAUGUCUUGCGAAUGCAUCGUUUCAGGGCGGCUGAUGAACAGGAUGGGGAUGCCAUGCCGCUAGGAAGCACAGUAGACCUUUUGGCUACUGACGAUCCUGCUUUUGCUGUAGAGGAGGACCAGGAGGUACAAGUGUAUGAGAAACAUGAUGACCUGCUGCACGGGCCUAAGAGGCGGAAAGAGAAAAUAGUAAGCGUGGCAUUCAUGAGGAAAUAUAUACAUUUCGCCAAGAUGCUCAAGCCCGUCUUGACUGAGGAAGCCGCUGCCUUCAUAGCACAGGAAUAUUCUUCUCUUCGCAGUCAGGACCAGAUCAGCUCAGAUAUUGCCAGGACUUCUCCUAUUACAGCCCGUACAUUGGAGACUUUGAUUCGACUCUCAACUGCACAUGCUAAAGCAAGAAUGAGUAAAACAGUUGGCAAACAAGAUGCUGAAGCUGCUUUAGAGCUCGUUCAGUUUGCCUACUUUAGAAAGGUUUUGGAAAAAGAAAAAAAACGUAGAAAGCAGGCUGACGAGGAUACAGACCAGGAAACUAACGAGGAAGUUGCAGAUGAAAAUGAAAGACAACAAAAAAAGAGAAGAAAGACACUUUCUAGUGACCAGGACACCAUGGAAGAGGAAACCUAUGAUCCUUACGACUUUAAGGCCACUGAAAAAGAAAUGCCAGAAGUCCAAGCCCAUACUCCAAAGACUUCUGAACCCACAGAUGCUGCGGAGAUGAAAUCAAAGCUGUCUGAAUCGAGGCUUAAAGCAUUCAAGAGUGCUCUUCUGGGGGCGUUCAGAGCGGCCCAUGCACAGUCCGUGAGUCUGAAGAGUCUGAUGAAAUCCAUCAAUGAAGAUAACCCAAGUCCUUUUUCUCCUGAAGAAGUCAAUAUAGCCUUGGAAAAGAUGCAAGACGACAAUCAGAUCAUGAUGUCAGAUGACAUAAUUUUCCUGAUUUGAACUGACGCCUAGGCAGAAGUAGGAGUUUCUUUUCACUGCUUUAAUAUGGCGACUUUUGUCAGCACCUCCUUGGCUUGAUUGACCUGAGGAUUCGUGAUCAGGAGAAUCUAUGCUAUGAAACUGGUUUUUGUUGUUUUUUACUUCUUUGUUGAAUACAAGGGGAAGAUAGGAAAAGUAAAUGUUUCCUUCUUUCAAAUUGAAAGGAAGCCAUCUACUUCAAGUUAGGUAGAAGGACACACUGGAAGAAAGAAAAACACAGAUCCUCUACAGUUCAGUGUCUUCACAAUAGAGGUUGAUGUAUGGUAGAGUCUUUCUCCUUUCUGCUGCCCUGUGUGAAUUAAAGCCUAAGUCACGUAUCUUUAAUUUCAGUCAUCAGCUUUAUGAAUUAAUGUUAUUGCAGCAUAUUAAAAUGUAUUUACAAACAAAAAUGGCACUGCUCUGAUUAGGAACUGCAAACGGUAUGCCUGUAUCUCUUUCCAUUGCCACCAACAUUGUCAUUUGAAUCAUGGAAAGAAUCAUUUUGAAUCACCAACUUCUUCCUGGAAUAUUUUUGGUUACUGUGGUAAACUGGUUCAAAGCACUGAAAUUGGGCCUAGUUUUGCAUUAUGUGAGAGUUGUUUCUAUAUUUGCAUUUGCAUCCCCCUCUCCCCCUCCUGACAUUAUGGUAACUGUUGAAUUACGAAAGCAGGGUUGUAUUCUGCCUUGGGCCCUUACUUCAUUGUAUUCCAAUCUGCAAAAGCAUUCAAUUCCAUUUUAAAUAUAAAUAUUGCAAUAAAGAUUUAAUACUGUAUAGCAGAACUCAAUACAGCGUAAAGUUAAAUAUGAUUUAAACAGAAUUUCUCACAAUUAUACACCCAGAUUCACCAAUGAAUUGUGUUGAUAAUGUAUCAAAGUGUAUGUGUGUUUAUAUCUUGCCCUUCUCCCAACACAGGACUGAAGGUUUAAUUCUUUAUACAUUGUAGAAUAAAGGAAAAUGCAGCUAAAUCCUAAUAAUAAAAAAGUUUCAAAGCA
Molecule: messenger RNA, 3562 nt
Organism: Anolis sagrei ordinatus
Lineage: Eukaryota; Metazoa; Chordata; Lepidosauria; Squamata; Anolidae
Gene: MCM3
Product: minichromosome maintenance complex component 3
Biological process (GO): DNA replication; double-strand break repair via break-induced replication; mitotic DNA replication initiation
Cellular component (GO): nucleus; MCM complex
Molecular function (GO): single-stranded DNA binding; ATP binding; ATP hydrolysis activity
Source: RefSeq, a predicted model, not a curated record